Dicentrarchus labrax (European seabass) is the source of this 5477-nucleotide messenger RNA. RefSeq names its product neuropilin (NRP) and tolloid (TLL)-like 1, like (gene neto1l). NCBI's taxonomy places the organism in Eukaryota, Metazoa, Chordata, Actinopteri, Moronidae. Gene Ontology annotation, molecular function: protein binding. The record is from RefSeq and is a predicted model, not a curated record. The transcript is spliced from 11 exons. The coding region runs from base 1077 to 2774 and encodes 565 amino acids.
AACUCACUCUUUGACAUGUGUGGGUUAUUGCUUGUUCAUUCAAUUUACUAUCUCGUUGGCUUUUCUGCUUACCUUUCCACUUUCGUUGCGUGGCAGAUCGCGGCGAGCUGAAAUGAAUUCUGCGGUGCGUACUUAUUGUUCAAACACACAAAUACACACACACACACACACACACACACUCGCACGCACCUACAUUAGCGCUUCCCCACUUUUUGACUGGUGCGUGUUCGCGUGUGCGUGUGUGAGUGUGUGGACGGAGUCGUGUCCUGGAGAAGUUUCCAAUGCGUGCGUCAAAAGUACGUGAGGAUUGCGGCGCAUUGGAAGGCUGUAGUGUUGAAUGAAAGGAAGGAGGAGGGAGAAUCAUACAUUAACUCCUGCAGGCUGCGGGGACUCUCCAGUUGAUAGAAGCCAAGACAGGAGGAUGCACUCUGAGAGACACUGACAAGCUUUUUUUUGUUUGUUUUUUUUCUUGAGAAACACCGAAAUGAAACCCAAACGAAAAUCCACUUAAUUCUUUUUUCUUUUUUUUUUUUUUUUUUUGGCUACCCGGUGUUUUCCAGGGGAUUUUACGCACCCAAAAGAGAGUAAAGAAAACGCUGCAGAGAUGAACGUUGCGUGGUUGUACAUGCUCCUGAAGGAUCCGCUCUCCUGAUAAAGGGACCAAAGAGGACAAAACAAGGCUGUCCAUGAUAUUUUCCAAAAGAAGAUUGCAAAGGUGGAGCGAUUAGAGAAGGGCUGAUGACGGGACUAUUAAUCCUUUCAGUGCAUCAAAAGCACCAAAGGGCAUUUGAAACGCUUGGAUGGAAAUCGGGCGAGUGUUUAGAACUGUUUUUGGUUCUAUAUGAAACUGGUGAUUAGUUGAUGUGACAAGUCUGCGAGGAUUUUUUUUUUUCCCCACUGAAGAUUUUAGUAAGGAAGUAAAUGUGCUUGUUGUUUUUUUUCCCCAUCGAGGGGUUGUAUGGUAUGAGCGGUUUCCCGGUGUGAAAACUCUCAUCUCAAUCUUUUUUUUCUCUUCAAGUAUUCCUAAAUCUAAAUGGAAUUAGUUGAGUCUGAAGCCGUUUGUGAAAGGAACAGACAUGGUACAUGGGCACAGCUUCCAUCACGUUGUUGCAAGUCUUCUCAUACUUGGGUUGUCUGGGGCAACAAGGAAGGAUACAGCAGUGAAAAACAAUUCUGGAGUGAAGCCUGCAGGUCAAUGUGGAACGUGGGUGAAGGAACCAGAAGGAGGGCUCUUCACGUCUCCCAAUUACCCAAACAAAUACCCUCCAGACAUAGAGUGUGUUUACAUCCUUGAAGCCCCCCCAAGGCAGUGUAUUGAUCUACACUUUGAGGAGAAUUAUUCAAUCGAGUCCUCUUGGGAAUGUAAAUUUGACAACAUCGAGGUUCGGGAUGGACCGUUUGGCUUCUCCCCAAUUCUCGGACGGUACUGCGGUCAGCACAGCCCGCCCGAUAUCAGGAGUAGCGGCCGAUAUCUGUGGAUAAAAUUUGUUACAGAUGGUGAACUGGAAGCGGUGGGAUUUUCAGCAAGUUACAACUUCACUGCAGAUCCGGACUUUGCAGACUUAGGAGUACCCCCACCUCUGCCCUCCUGUCAGUAUGACAUGGUUGGUCCAGAAGGUAUCGUUGAGUCCCAUCAGAUCACGAGAGACGGGAAGGCUGGCGCCACAGAGGCCGUCGACUGUAAAUGGUACAUCCGUGCUCCGCCGCGCUCGAAGAUCUACCUACGUUUUCUCGACUAUGAGAUGGCCAAUUCCAAUGAAUGCAAGCGCAAUUUUGUGGCAGUGUAUGAUGGUGGCAGUUCGGUGGAAGACCUGAAGAGCAAGUUCUGCUCCACGGUGGCCAACGACAUCAUGCUGGUCUCCACGCUGGGUGUCAUCCGCAUGUGGGCGGAUGAGGCGAGCCGCAAAAGCCGCUUCCGCAUCCUUUUCACUACCUACCAAGAACCUCCAUGUGAUGCAGAUGCCUUCUUCUGUCACAGUAACAUGUGCAUAAACAACACGCUGGUGUGCAACGGCAUGCAGAACUGUGUCUACCCCUGGGAUGAGAACCAAUGCAAAGAGAAGAGGAAAGCCAACAUCCUGGACAACCUGAACAACACAAACGGGACCAUAAUCGGUGUCACCUGUUGCAUCGUCCUCAUCCUCCUCAUCGUUUCUGUCAUCGUCCAGAUCAAGCAGCCACGUAAGAAGUACAUCCUGCGGCGUGAGGACUUUGACCCCACCAUGUUCCAAGAGGUCUUUGAGCCGCCUCACUACGAGCUGUGUACUUUACGGAGCGCCACCACAGCCGCAGCGGCCUCAGCAGACUUGGUCGACCUGGCAGAAGACUUUGAGAACUACCAUGCCCUUCGUCGUGCCUCCUCGCGUUGUGUCCACGAUCACCACUGUGGCUCCUCCUCCAACCCAGGCUCUGCCCACAUAUCCCAAUUGUCCCUGAGUGGACGAGGAAGCCGUGGCAAUUUGAGUGCUCGAGACGCCACGGCCGCCACUCUGCUCACAGACCUUCCACAGCCACCCAUGUCAGUGCGGCCAUUGCUGCCGGCCACUGGAAACCGAAGGAGCAUCUUGGUCAUGAAGCACAGCUACUCGCAAGAGGCAGCGGACAAUGGAUGUGACCUGGACGACGACCUGGAAGAAGUUCCCACCACCAGCCACCGGCUUUCACGCCACGAAAAGGCAGUACAGCGACUUCUUGAGAAUAGUGCAAUCCUGGAUCAGUACGAACGGGCCUCACUGACAUAUGAAAAGGCGGAGCGGAGAUUUACACCAGCAUGAUGCUGAUGCUGAUGAUGAAGGGACACUUUGACGAAAGGAUACUGAAUAUGUGUAAUGUGAAAUCAUGUGCAAAGAUGAACACUAAGGACUAGAUGAAAAUACUUUAGCUGCAAUGCUGUGGAGCGAUUUUGAAGUUUUGGAAAUCAGUCAGCACUGUGCGUAUUGUAGUCAAUCCAGAUUUUUUUUGUCUAGCUGGAAAGAAAUGGACCUUUAGAAUGAAACAUGAAAACAUGAUUAUUCAUUAUUAAACUUUAAAUUUGGGAUGUUAGUCAGAAACAUAUCUUCCACUGUCAUAGAUUCCUCAUUGAAAAUGUGAUCAAACAUCUUUAAAUUAAGUUUUGAGCAUGUAUUUUUCAAAUUAGUAGCCAUAUUAUUUCAAUAGCAAAUUAUAAAAGCUUGCAGUUUGACAAAACUAGGAAGAUUUUUUUUUAUUACUGAAAAUUGGAACUAAACUCAAUUAAUUACUAACCUAAUUAAAUCUAAUGCUGGAAUAACCAGAAGCAGUUUAAUUUGGAUAAUAAAUCAAGGCCGAGUUGAAUGGCUUGUGCAUGCUUCUUUUAUAUCCAUUAAAGCAUUAACAUACUAACAUUAAACUAUAAAAAGCCCCCAUCUACUAAUACAUAAGUCAUAUGGACAUAAGAAGUGGUAAAAAAAAAAAAAAAAAAAAAAAAGCAUCUUCACUAUAAUUAAUUGCAUUGCAUGUUGUUGCUUAGCUAAAUCAUUAGGUUAAGAGAAUUACACAGAUGAAUUUCACCAGUUUCUUUUUAACACAAACUCCCUUUUAAAUAUAUUGACUAACUUUUUCACAGGCUUUUUAUUUUAAGAGGGUUUUUUUUUGGCAAACAUAUUUACUUCAAGUCUGUUUGUCUUUAACUCUAUUCUACUGUAGGAGCUUAAUAUCUUUGUAUUAAAACAGAUUUUUUACUAGGGCAAAUUGAAACGAUGACAGUUUUUACAGUUAUUCCAAUUAUAUUUCAGGGCUGAUUUUACUGAUGCUUUGUAAAAUAAAUAACAAUAAAGCUUCACCUUUUUUCUUUGUUUUAUUGGCUUUUGGUCCGUAGUUCCUAAUGUGUCAUCAGACUGUCAGCUAUCCAUGUCUUACAAUCAUAUGUUUUUAGAUGUUGGUUUAUUUGUUGUGGCUGAUUUGCUUGAGAGGGAGACCAGACCCAAACCACCGAAACAGGACAAUAAAACGAGUCCUAGACGGUUCAAAUAAUCCCAGGUAAUCACAGGUAUCUGACAGACAAGUUAAUUGACUUUUUGUGUUUGUCCUGAUGAGAUUAACCCCAUAUAUACUGCAGAAGGGACAGGAUCAACCUCAAACAACACUCACUGCUGGCAGGCUGGUUUUGUAGAGAAAAAAAAACAACCUGCAUCAUGUGGAAAGUGAGAAGAGCAGAUCAGCUGUGAGCACAAUGACAUAAACAUACAAUUCACACACAUAAUGCAUAGGAUGUCUUUUUUUCUUACGCUCUGUCAUUGUCCAAGUACUUAUUUUCUUCUUACUGUGUCAAUUUGUUAUGGUAUUUGCCAUCUUUGUGUACAUUAUUUUCUGUAUUCGGUGUCAUGUAUGUAUUAUUUACAUCCAUGCUCUCCACUCUCUUUUUCCUCCAUAUUUGCACAUCAUACACACACCCAUAUUUCUGCAUUUACUGAAUAAAAUGUUUCUUUUCUAUACAUACAUUGUGCCGAUGUCUGUGUGUUGUCUCUCUGCUUUACAAUAGUGCCAACACCUCUGUUAUAGAUAUUUCUAAAGUGCUCUCAUACAUAAUCUCUCUUUUCUUCUCUCUCUUUCUCUCUCUCUCUCUCUCUCUCGAACACACACACACACAAGUUACACUCAUCUGCCAGUAUAUAGAUAGAGGCAGUCACUAGUUAAGUAAGUCUGAACCAUUUCGAUCACAAGCAGCCCAGGCAGCAGAUGAGAAAACGGAAGGCCCAGAACAGAAUUAAAGUAAUAGUGUUUUUAUUUCUCUGCAGAUACAUCAGACAGAUGCAUCAUUCCUCUGCAUCUUGCCAAGUCUGACAGCAUUCGGAGCUAAGGUUUCUCUCCCUUACAUCUUGAGUGAACUGUUGCCCUGAGCAACUUUACCAACGUAGAGUGUUGUGAUGAGAAAAUUAAAUUAAAAAAAAGGUUUGUGAUGUAUGCAGUUUUUCUUCUUUGCUUCGGACCGCAGCGGUGCAUUUUCCCUACCUGUGCUCUAUUACUGGCUAGGAUUGACGAGCCAUGGAACACUGAUUAUCGCAGAUAUGGGACUGAAACUUUGUUUUUUUUGAAAAAUAGAGUACCUUUAAUGUAAAGUUGUUAAUGGAGAAAAAAAAAAAACAAAAUCAGGUUUUUUAAAUCAUUUUCAUGUAACCAUCAAAAUAUGAAAUUGCAUAUUUCACAUUAUAUUUCUUAUUUUGAUGUCUUUACAGUAUCAGGUUGUUUUUAUAUCCAAACAAUUACAGAUAGCCUUGUUGAGAAGACAAAACAAAAAAAGAAAGUUUGAAAUAAAGUGAUGUUAAACUUAAUAAAUAGGUGCAUAUACAUGAUUCUACUGACCCAUCAACUAACCUUUAUUUAUUCCCACUCUCACUGAUGUCUGAACAUUCUCUUUGUCAUUGCAUUGUGGUGUUUUUUUUAACCCGUUUGCAUAUUUAUUUGAUAAAACAUUAAGAAAAAUGCUGGACAGAUGUUUUCAAUAAACUUAUGUUUACGGA